CCAAAUGAAAAUGAACCAGAAAUUAACUACAUGGAAAAUUCUUCGCCUGCGUCUGCAGAGGAAGUCAAGGACCAAUUUAGUUCCAUUGGCUGGGAGUCGGCUAGGAAUGCAGACCAAAUAGCUCGGAACACGCAACAACAGCAGUUGCAAGACAAAAAACCCGCACCAAGAAAAUCUCUUCCUGUGAAAUGCUUCCCCUCUUGCUCUCGGUAUUGUUGAUCCUUGGACGGGUUACCUCGCACGAGGAGUCGGGUGAGUGGAGCUGCGACUCGGAAUCUGAGAUCCGAGUUCAGGCGGAUUUCCGACCCGGUCUCGUCACCGUCGAUGGUCAGCCUGAUGACUGGAAGAGCAUUGAUGGAUUCGAGUUCGCUCUCCGCCCAGCGCUCGACCCUGACGAAGACCAUGAAUACAGAGGUGGCAAAAUGACUAUUAAGGUACUAAAAGAAUUUUUCCAUUGUUGAUUUCCUCUCAAGAUAGAAGGCUCUUGCUGAACUUGAUUUGUUUUCUACUGCAGCAACAAUAAGAAAUGCCCCUCUGUUGCUCUAAUGUUUCAGAUCGGUCAAUCUGCAACUUAUCACAACAUGGGUGGGUGUAAAGAAGGAACUGGAUCUUGCACCAGCAAGACUUGCAAAGGCUAUGAAGUUGACAUCAUGCACUUCUCAAUUGGAAAUGCUAUUCCAGGACGUCUCUAUGGUAGUAAUCCGAUAGACAACAGAGAAGGAAAUGGAGGAGAUAGAUUUGGCAAUUUGGUUGACGUUUAUGCUUGGAACCCGCACUGUAGAUAUCUAGAUGGAAUUGGGCCCUCAGGGAAUGAUUCCAGUGCACAGAACGAUUGGAAGGGGGUGUGGGGGCACAGUAGCUUGACUGUUCACUCGGGUUUUGUGGAAGAAGAUAGUCCUUUUGCAUCAGGUGGUCAGAAAGGAACAUAUUAUUUCGAAUUCUCUCGUCCUCUGAGGACCAUGGACCGACUCCAACAGGAUGUUCAGUUCUUGAUCGGCGGAUCAAGCAAGAUGUCUGCUGCAUUCUGGUAUCCACUUGACGGGAAAGAAUGGCAUGGAUCAGGACACUACACUAUCAACUGUGAUUGGACGCCACUGGACAUCUCUUCAGGUAGUGCUACAUUAACAGUGCCUGCGCCAAGCAGCUCAAGAGAUGUUACUGGUGCCUUUGCUCUUCUGUUCUCGGUUGCCUCUCUGUGUAUUUCUGUUUACGUAGCGUACCGGAUAUCCAAACCAAAUAAUCCCCAGUUUAUACCCAUGGAAAAUCUGUAGUUUUUAGUCAUAAGGGUUUGGGAUUGUACUGCCACUUGUUUUUGUACUUCAUAGGCUUUUGUACUCGUAUACUUUUCCCAUGUUCCAUUGUUUAUUGAUAUGCAUUUGCUACUUUGUAGUCAUCUUUAUAUUAUAGUGAUAGCUCCACACCAUCUUAGUGGAAGUACUUUCCUCAUUGAA
Carica papaya (papaya) is the source of this 1451-nucleotide messenger RNA. Lineage: Eukaryota; Viridiplantae; Streptophyta; Magnoliopsida; Brassicales; Caricaceae. The record is from RefSeq and is a predicted model, not a curated record.